Molecule: messenger RNA, 546 nt
Organism: Cucurbita pepo subsp. pepo (vegetable marrow)
Lineage: Eukaryota; Viridiplantae; Streptophyta; Magnoliopsida; Cucurbitales; Cucurbitaceae
Product: RING-H2 finger protein ATL32-like
Source: RefSeq, a predicted model, not a curated record
AUGGUGUGGUGGUUGGUUGAGUUCAAGGAGGAGGUUUUCUAUACGACUCUUUGCUUCUUUGUCAAUUCGUUCAAGACGAUCCUUUUCGCUUUGUAUCUAUGCCUUCUUGCUUUAGUAGGUGCAAUGGUCGGGACAGUGGUCGGAGCUUUCAAAGGCCAUGGCACUGACAUCGACACUAUUGUCGGUGCCACCGUAGCACUUCAACUAUUGAACUACACAACGUUUGGAUAUAGAUAUUCUUUCCCAAAUGCGAGCGACUUAUCGGAGCAUAUACACCGAGAGAUAUCGGAGUUCGUCGAUGCCGCUGCCGGAGAAAGUUGUGUGAAAGGGAUGCCAAUGGAGAGUGUCCAAAAGUUGGCUGUUUCUGAAUAUGAUCACCGCAAGAUGAACAGCUCCAUUUCUUGUUCCAUUUGCUUAGAGAAAUUUGAAGAUGGAGAAUUUGGGAGGAGACUUCCAAAUUGUGAUCAUUUUUUCCACGUGGAUUGCAUAGAUCAAUGGCUACGAUUGCAUGGAUCUUGCCCAAAUUGUAGAAAAAAUUGUAUUUAA